GAUUUUAUUUAAUGAUAUAGAUUUAAGUCGUAUUGAAUAAAAAAUAAUUUGUUCAUAUCCAUCACAGAUUUUAGUAAUUGUGUUCAACGUAAAAGCGUGGCUAGCCCAAGUAAACGAAGGAGGAUGAGUAGUUCCGAAGAAGUUUCUUGGAUCUCAUGGUUCUGUGGACUACGUGGAAAUGAGUUUUUCUGCGAGGUUGAUGAAGACUACAUUCAAGACAAAUUUAAUUUGACAGGACUUAAUGAACAAGUGCCUCAUUAUAGACAAGCUUUAGAUAUGAUCUUGGAUCUUGAACCAGAUGAUGACCUGGAUGACAAUCCUAAUCAUUCAGACUUGAUUGAACAGGCUGCUGAAAUGUUGUAUGGUCUAAUACACGCUCGUUACAUAUUGACAAAUCGUGGUAUUGCUCAAAUGAUUGAGAAAUAUCAAACUGGUGAUUUUGGACACUGUCCAAGAGUAUAUUGUGAAAAUUCACCAAUGCUCCCAAUAGGUUUAUCAGAUGUCCCUGGCGAAGCAAUGGUUAAGUUAUACUGCCCUAAAUGUAUGGAUGUGUAUACACCAAAAUCAUCUCGUCAUCAUCAUACUGACGGUGCCUAUUUUGGAACAGGUUUUCCUCAUAUGUUGUUUAUGGUACAUCCAGAAUACAGACCACCAAGACCUGGUAAUCAGUUUGUGCCUAGACUAUAUGGUUUCAAGAUACAUGGUCUGGCCUAUCAAAUACAACAACAAGCAGCAGCUAAUGUCAAAACACCACUCAGACUGACUAGCUUUAACGGAAAACGUUAAUAUGUAUUAAUGGAAAAUGUAUCCACAUUUUUAUUAUUCUUAAAAAAUACUAGAUUAACAAAAUAAAAGAUAAUUUCAGUUACAAUUUUCAUCAGCUGUUGGCUGUAUACUAUAUUAAUAAAUUAUAUUUAUAAAUUUA
Molecule: messenger RNA, 925 nt
Organism: Sipha flava (yellow sugarcane aphid)
Lineage: Eukaryota; Metazoa; Arthropoda; Insecta; Hemiptera; Aphididae
Gene: CkIIbeta
Product: casein kinase II subunit beta
Exons: 6
Coding region: 124-786 (220 amino acids)
Cellular component (GO): protein kinase CK2 complex; cytoplasm
Molecular function (GO): protein kinase regulator activity
Source: RefSeq, a predicted model, not a curated record